Perca fluviatilis (European perch) is the source of this 4360-nucleotide messenger RNA. It is a transcript of the gene hnrnpcb, whose product is annotated as heterogeneous nuclear ribonucleoprotein C. Gene Ontology annotation, cellular component: nucleus. NCBI's taxonomy places the organism in Eukaryota, Metazoa, Chordata, Actinopteri, Perciformes, Percidae. Gene Ontology annotation, molecular function: RNA binding. The coding region runs from base 2472 to 3464 and encodes 330 amino acids. The record is from RefSeq and is a predicted model, not a curated record. The transcript is spliced from 9 exons.
CAUGCCUACUGAAUACCAUUAAUUACUAACAUAUUCAGUAAUCACUAUCAUGAUUGUAUUUUGAUUAAAAUGCCUCUUUCUUUACAGUUUUUAUGAAAUCCAAAUAUUUUCAUUGGAAACCGUUCUGAGGAUUUCUCACAAGCAAUUAUCGGUUAAACAGCCUUUAAAACCUUGUUAAACCUCAAAGGUUAAGCUCCAUGCACAUUUAUACAAACGGCUGUCGAUUUGUCUUGUCUGUCUUCACGCAGGAGUCCUGACGGCUGCAGUUGCAGUGUCUUUCACAGUCAAAGCACAAACAUUAAACCAAAACUCCCUCACUUAACUGAUCUGAUUUAAUGAACCCACUUGCCAGCCAAAAUUAAACUAAAGAUUUCCAGUAAACUCCAUUCUUUGUCUGGAAGUCUCAGCUAUAGGCCAUCACACAAUAAAGCCCAGAUGAGGCAGAGGAUAGGAACAGUUAUUUCAGUUAUAACUAAAUAUGUAAUAUACCAUGAAUGGACUCUUAAUAUGAGGGGCCACAAUAAGCAUUUACCCUCUAAUUAAGAUGUCUAAUUUGGAAUGAAAAGACCAGGGAGACCUUACAGUAUAGAGCAAUCCAAUAUAAUAGCCCUGCAAUAAGCACCACCUCUAUGAAGCGGAGUGUUCAGUUUAUUGAGAAUAUCAAGUUUUCAUUCAAACUGAUGCACUAUCUGGCCUUGUUUCUCUCCCAAGAAGUUGCCAAAGAAACUCAAUGUUAAGCAUGGUGAAUGUCAAACUCUUGUUAAAGCUGAUGCAUACUGCCAACAUACUGUAUAGUUAUGUUUUAGAGGCAGCUCCCAAACGCUGCCAAAUCAUAUAAUGUUGAAUGGAGAAAAGUCUCCAAAAGGUGGGCCUCUAUGUGCCAAAUGCCUGAAAGUUAGUCGAGUCGAUCAUCAUAACGGGCAGAAAAAAAAAAGAAAAAACAGGAAAUGUAUUUACCGGUGACUGUAGAUGAUGUUAAAUCAACACCUCUUAACAACCCAAACAAAAAACAAAUAUGGGCACUUUUCAUCCACUGGAGUUUUACAUGUUAAUUUUUUCUGUUAUUGUGUCCACCUAAUAUGAAUAAAUACCAAAUUCUCCAAUAAAUGUUUUUUUUUUUUUUUCCCAUAGUCUUAUUGGCCAUGUUCAGCAUCAGUCUCUGUCAUGAAACUCACUGGCUUGUAUAUAAACCCUGGAUAUUCCCCCUUGAACCCCAAUAUCCCACAAAGAAUUAGAAACCCUCGCUAAGCUGCCUGUGAUAGUCCCUAUUAAACCCACCCAAUGUUGUGGACACCCUGUCAGCUUGCCAAGCAACAGAAACAUCCCAGCCAAAAUCAUGUAGAGGAGAGCAGAGCACUAAGCUUUGGCCAGGCAGCCUGCUGCAAACCAUGUAAUCCCCUGCUAGUAGCUACCGGCCAGAGAGAGACAGGCUGCUGCUGGGUCACAGUUUUAUCCCAGCUGGCAGCAGCGCUGUGCUUUGGCAGGUGAGAUAUGGCUGAAGUGGUUGAUAAUAAGAUUACUCGCAGGGUUGAGAGGAAAUGAGGAAAAUACAAGAUAGACACCCAAAAGGUCGAUGAGCCUACUGAAGUCAGUGUUGGUGUGGGGUUUAGGUGUCCUGAUGCAAAAAAAGAGAGUCCCACAACAACAACAAAAGUGAAUAAUGUAAUCGACAGGGGGUGGACAGAAUAACCAACACUUUGCAGUAGGCUAAGGGAAUAUUUUAUUGCCGAGGCUGCAUGAUGAUCAUUGUCUAUGUCAGUCGUUGUUUGUAAACAAAUACCAAAUAAGUGCCUUAGUGCCUGCCCCCUGCAAUGUUGCAUAACUUUGUAGGGCAGCGGCAAUCUGGCUUCUUUCUACCCGUAUUAAAUCUGACAUACUUUACGCUGCUAAUUGUGCAACACGCUAAUGUGACUUGCUUGUGCGGGAGCUGCCGUUUUUAUGUGGAGCAGCAGCACAGAUGUCUCAAAAAAUCAUCACGAUGCACGAGCGAGACCCUGAGCAACAUUUGUAUUGCUUGAUUAAAAACUACAGGGAAGAUGCCUAGCUGGGCACCCCCUCUCUUUUUCCUGCUACCAGUUAGACCCUCACUGACAAAAAAAAAACUCAAGGGGAUCAUAAAAGCCGUUGGUUCAUGAGCUGUUAUAGAAUAUUGAUACAAGCUUUCUUUUAUGCUUUUUCUUUUUUUUAAGGUCAUGACGUGCGGCAGCAAAGGGCCCCAUUAUGGGUGUUUACAUUGACAUAAGUAAACUGGUUAUGAUCAGGUUUUUGAAGUAGCCUAUCCCUUUUUUUAUGUUUAAGCAUGUAAAAAUCAUAUCCUUUUAAUGAGACUCCCCAAAUAUGCUGGAUGACGUGGUCUCCGAACCGUAAUGCACUCGCAUUCUUUAAAUGGGCUUUUUGCAUGUUUCUUGCCCCGCCGACCAUCUGCGCAGGCGCGGCUUCAGCCUACUGACGUAACAGAAUAAACAAAAACAAUGGCGGCAGCGAUAGCGUCGCACUUCCACAGCGAUGAAGAAACGGAGUUUUUUCUCUCGAGUCAGACAGGCAGGCAGACCUCCACCAACCCAAGUACAGACACAGACAUGGACCCGAUGGCCAGCAACGUGACCAACAAGACGGACCCUCGCUCCCUCAACUCCCGCGUCUUUAUCGGUAACCUCAACACCCUGCUGGUCACCAAGGCCGAUGUGGAGGCCAUCUUUUCCAAGUACGGCAAAGUCUUGGGCUGCUCCAUCCACAAGGGCUACGCCUUUGUCCAGUACGCCAAUGAGAGGAACGCCCGGGCCGCUGUGGUCAGUGAGGACGGCCGCAUGAUCGUGGGACAGGUGCUAGAUAUCAACCUGGCAGGCGAGCCGAAACCUCACAGAUCGAAGACAGGGAAGCGUUCAGCAGGAGACAUGUACAGUUCCUCUGUUGAUUUGGAUUAUGACUUUCAAAGAGAUUACUAUGAUAGGAUGUACUCCUACCAGCCCCGGGUGCCUCCUCCCCCUCCCCCUCUGUCCCGUGCUGUCAUUCCCACAAAGCGUCCCAGGGUCAGUCUGAGUGGAGGAGGGAGCCGACGAACCAAAACCAGCUUCUCUUCCUCCAAGACCAGCCAGAGGACCUCCCGAGUACUGAAGGUAGAUGAUCUGCAGACCAUCAAGAGAGAGCUCACACUGAUCAAACACAAGGUGGACUACCUGCUGGAGAGCCUAGAGUGCAUGGAAAAGGACCACAGCAAGAAGUCAGAGAUGAAGAGCUGCCAACCAGAACCAGGUGAGGUGUCCCCCCUCAACUCCUCCACCUCCAGCAAGAAAGAUGAGAGCCUGAAACGGGGCCUGAACGACUCAGACGAGGAGGGCGAUCUGCUGGAUGAUGAAGACGAGAUGAAAUGCAGAGGGAGAGAGGAGGAGGAGGAGGAGGAGGAGGAAGGCGAGCAGGAGGAAGGAGAGGACGACGGCGAUAGCACCAACGGAGACGAGUCCUAAACAUUACACAGGCACACAAACGCAUACAUGCAUAACACAGAUUGUGUUUGAGUGUAUCUCCACACCAGACUUGUACACAGUGGUCAUGUCAUAGCUGCUGAAUUGACUGGACAUUUAUAAACAGUGUAUUGUAGCUAUUGCUUUCUCACACACACAUACACAUUCUUAAAUAUGUCAAGUACUUGUUUCUGGAUUUUCCAAUUUUCUUUGAAGUUGGUAAUUUGAUUUUUCCUAAUUUUUCCGACAUUCUUUUAUUCAACUUUUUUAUGGAUAUUUUCUGCCAUGUUUAGAGAAAAUGCAAGUUCAGUUGAGGAUAAAUGCAACAUUGUAUUGCAUUGUAUGUUUUAAUUCAGGGCUAUAAGCCACUCCAGUGUAACAUUGACUGAGAAAUUGUUUUAUUAGAUGACCGUUUAGUUGAUUUAAAGAAAAGAAUAAUUGAACAAAUUACCACGUGGCAGUAGCUGAUAUGACAAGAUUUUCUCAAGUGCAACGGUUUGAAUUUAAGUCAGGCUUGAGACAAAAUACCAGACAUGGUACCACGGUCUAGGCUUGAAAAUGUACAAGAUUGAAAAUAUAUUCCUGAUCUAGCUGCGGUACAGCUGCCUCCUAACCAGCAGGUGGCAGUGUAUCACAAUAACGGGCCACACAGGAGGACUUAUUUCUGUUACCCUUCUGCUUGUCAGAUAACAAGAGCAUGUAGAAAACCUCUCAUCAGGCUGCACAAAUGCUGAGACAAAAUCCCCAUUGCUCUGAAAAAUAGUUUAGUUUGUCGCAGUGUUGCAGCCUUGACUGAUCUGGACUAUGUAAUGCCGUGCUGUCCAUGUUUGUCGGUUUCUGUUGUUUUGUUUGUCAUUCGACUGCACUAGUCAAAGUGAAUAAACAUGUUUUCCAAGUUG